AUGCUCGACCAUUGUUCAAUAUUGCAUAAGGGGGGGAUCGUCCUCUGGUCGCGGUCAUUCACGCCCGCGGCCGAGCAACUUGCACACUCUACAGCAUCGCCGGUCAACGCGUUAAUCCGUGAUGCUUUCUUGGAAGGUCGAGCGUCUGAGCAGAAAUACGAGAAGGAUGGCUACGCUGUGCGAUGGACCUUUAUGAAUGAUCUCGAGCUCAUCUUCGUCGUUGCCUACCAGCGCAUACUGCAGCUUACAUAUGUCGAGGAUCUUCUGGUCUCUCUCAAGACGCUAUUCGUCAAGCUCUUCCAGCCGUUUUUGACAUCAUUUGUCGCUUCCCUUCACGCUGCUUCCACAACUGUGACUUCGGUGACAACUCUGAAUCUUGCCACGGCCUUCGAAGGCUGGGAUGCAGUCUUCGAUAAACUGCUCAAGGGUCUGGAAGACAAGGCCUCUGCUGAGCGUCGCACGCGCACGCGACAGACCUUGGCUGUGCCGGUCGAAACCCCGAGCCCUCUGUCUUCGGAUGUCGAGACGACACCAACUGUAGAAACCGAGGCCAUCACCGAUGAACAGAAGAUAGCGAGGCGUGCACAGGCCCUCAAAGACAAGCUACGUGGUCGUGGAGGACGAAGGAGGGGAGUGGGGAGGACGGACUCGGGGGCGGGUAGUGGGCGCGAUAGUGGGACUUCAGAUGUCGAGUCCCCGCGCAAGACCAAGGGGAAGGCUCUGCGCAAGUGGGGCAACGAGCCGGUCACAGAGUCCGAUAUGGCCGAGCUUGACUUCUCAUCGGACAAGCCGUCCGACUUGCCGGUCAACGUCGAUGUGCAGGCACUCAUCGACGCGGCUUCGUUGGGCACCCGGAGAGACGGGAUGUACGAAGUGAAAGACUGGGAGCCAUCUAACGCCAACGGUGUGGAGACGGGCAAGGAGGAUAAAGCACAGGGCCUGCUUGGCAAUGUGUUUGCUCGCCUGACGGGCGGGAAGACCGUCGAUCCCGCCGAACUUGCGCCUGUUCUGGAGGCGAUGAAGCAACAUCUCAUGAAGAAGAAUGUUGCUAAGGACGUCUCGGAGAAGGUGUGCGAGAGUGUCGGCGAGGCAUUGGUGGGGAAGAAGUUGAGCGGUUUCCAGACGACGAAUGCUGCUGUCAGACAGGCGCUUGCGGCUAGCAUCACCCGCAUUCUCACGCCACGAACAUCUACGGAUGUUCUUCUUGCCAUCCGCGCCAAGCGCGAUGCUCUCGCCAGCAGCAGUACCGCCCGGCGCGACCCAUACGUAAUCACGUUCGUCGGCGUGAACGGUGUUGGAAAGAGCACGAACUUGAGCAAAGUCUGCUUCUGGCUCGUUCAGAACGGGCUGAGGGUACUCAUUGCCGCCUGCGAUACCUUUCGUAGCGGUGCGGUCGAGCAGCUGCGAGUCCACGUACGGAAUUUGAGUAUGCUGGCCGAGAGCGCUGCGGACGGGAAGGGCGGCGUUGAACUUUAUGAGCGCGGAUAUGGCAAAGACGCCGCGGGCAUCGCGAAAGAAGCCAUCACUUAUGGACGCGAUAAUGACUUUGAUGUCGUGCUCGUCGAUACUGCAGGGCGGAUGCAGGACAACGAGCCAUUGAUGCGCGCACUUGCGAAGCUCGUCGCGGUGAACAACCCGGACAAGAUCCUCUUUGUCGGCGAAGCGCUUGUGGGCAACGAAGCAGUCGAUCAACUCGGCAAGUUCGAUCGGGCGCUCCGCGACUUCUCGUCGGCGUCGGGCACAAAGGGCCGUGGGAUCGACGGGAUGCUGGUGACAAAGUGGGAUACUGUCGACGAUAAGGUUGGAGCGGCGCUGUCGAUGUGCUAUGUCACUGGACAGCCUGUUGUAUUUGUUGGUACAGGCCAGACCUAUACCGACCUUCGUCAGCUUCGCGUGCAGAAUGUUGUACAAGCCCUGUUGAGCGAUUAG
Messenger RNA from Peniophora sp. CBMAI 1063, 1929 nucleotides. Lineage: Eukaryota; Fungi; Basidiomycota; Agaricomycetes; Russulales; Peniophoraceae. The record is from the annotation of a GenBank genome assembly.